AUGGAGGGCGGGGAGGGUGAGCCACCACCCACGUCGAUGGGUGCCCGCCCAACGAGGGGUCGAGGCCGGGGUCGCGGUCAGUCAGCGGCAUCGGCCUUCAUCACCAAGUUCAAGGUGCGCAAGCAGACGGUGCAGCCCUCUGCCGGGAUCACCUCCGACGCUGCAGACAUCGAAGCGCAGGCGGAAGCCCUCCACGCUCGCUCAUCUUCUUCUACAACUACGACCACUCCUUCCGCCACUACGCCAUCAACAUCUUCUUCAGCUUUCUCGGCUCCCCCUUCUAUGGCUGCCGCUGCCGCUGCCGCGAGGGUCGUGCUGGGCUCGCAGCUGCCGACCGCGCCCAAGUCCUUCAUGGGCAAGGCCACCUUCAAGGUGGCCAAGCGCAAUGGGCAGCCCAUGUCGCACCACCAGCGCCAAACGACCGCACACCAGCGCCAAGCGCCCACCCGCACCAUCCCCAUCUCCCUCUCCAUCUCCGACGUCGCCACCGUCUCCUUCGUCCUCUACACGCUCGUCUUUGUCUUCUUCUACUACUUUGACUUCGACUUUUCCUUUUUCAUCGUUGGCUUCAUAUUCCUCCUCUCUCGCCAGCGCGCGGCUUCUCGUUGCUCGUCCUCCUCUUCACACAACGGCGGCCGGCCGCCGGCUUACGCCACGUCUUCGUUUGACUCGUCGGCUCUGCUGUCGAGCCCGCCGCCAUCGACUACGUCGUCUUCGCUCAGUUACGGAGAGUUCGCGUACGACGAGCACGUCGGACAGCCGCUGCCUCGACAGAACUUUGCGGCGCUGCUGCACGGCUCGCCGCACCCGAUCGGCGGCGGGCUCAUGCACCGCCGGUCGCCACCGACCAGCAGCGCCGCCGAGGGCGGAAGGAAAGCGAAGCGAAAGCGAAAGCGAAAAGAGGAAAGCGGCGGAGAAAGCGAAGCGGCAAGUAGAAGGGAGAAAGAGCGAAGAGGGUCAACGAAGGCGAUGGACGAGGUCACGGAGCAGAGUGACGACGGCCCUCGAGAGGAGGGCACAGCGAUGGAAGGGAAGCGCAUAGUACGCGACAUCCACGAUAGGGUUGAAGCGGAGGAGAACGAAGAGGAAGCGGAAGAGGAAGAGGAAGAGGGACAUGAAGACGAAGACGAAGGGGAGAGCGACAAGAUCGGGGUGUGGGACAGCCAAGCGCGCCUCUCCGCGGAGACUACCGCGCUUGUCCUCAUGGCCGCCUAUGAAAGGUAUGUGUUCCCGUUUACGCCGCUGCAUCCGCUGGUGAUGCACGAAGACAGCGUGCGCUUGUGCGUCAGCGAAGGCGACGAUUCGGCCAGCCCACUCACCAUCAACGUCAACAUGGCAUUGGCACUCGCUUGCAACGUGAUCGGGGACGUGCGGCGGGCCAACCAAUUUUACAACCGCGCGCGACAGAAGGUGGCGCCCUUCUUCGACACGAGCGACUACACCGUGGCCGAGUCCCUGGCCACCAUGGGCUAUUUCGCCUUCGGCCAGGGGGAUAUGGCACGAGUGUCCUACUACGUGGAUCUCGCGGCGUCGAUCUGUCGGGAAGUGGGCGCCUACAAUUCGGACACCUACACCAAGUGCAUGCUCGGCACGGCGCUGGACCCCAUGCGCUCCCUCGAGGAGAAGGAGCGCACCGUCGCCGACUACCACAAGAAGGUUGGCUCUCCCAAUUCCUUCACCAGCCAAGCGCCUUAUCCCAACGAACCCACCAAUUGCGUGCAGGCUGCGCUGUAUCCCUACUUCGAGCGUGAUCGGCUUCAUAUAUUGGAGGCGGCGCCCUCCUGCCUGGGCGGGGUCAAAGGCCCCGCCAAGGUCCAAUGCCUCAUUCUCACGCGGAUCGCCGGCAGAUGCCUGGGCGACUGUAUGGUGAUUCUGGCGGAGUUCGAGUCCCGGAAGCGUAUGAUGGCAACCGAGGGCUCGGAGGAGCUGAAGAGCUGGGAGCGGGAGAUUGAGCGGCUCAAGUGGCUGGACGAGGAAUCGCGCUACCCCGUGCCGCCCUUCUUCGACGCCCGCAGGCAUCGUGACUUUAUGUCCAGUAUGCGCAAGCUUGAAGAGACCUUGGACAAGCCUGAGUUGAUGGGGAAGUCGUUCGGUGAGACCGCAAUCGCCUUCCACAUGGUCCUCCGGGCCAAGUACGCCCUGCUUCUAUCCAAGGACAAAGAGAGCUUCGACUGGGCGUUGCGCUUCGUCGACGUGCUGCAGGAGAUCAACAUGAGCCCCGGUAACAUCCCCGCGUUCCAGCUCCUGCUCGACAUCCUGCUCGAGUUCCAGCGGCCAGACCUCGUCAAGCAGUGCCUCGAAAGCGUGGACUCGUGGGUGCGGCUGUACCCGUUCGCCCAGGGCAUUGCCCGUGUCUACGCCCAGCUGGCGCGUGACAUGGAGUCCGUCAUGCUCCUCAGCUUCGACACAAGCUCUUCCUCUUCGUCGUCGUCAUCUCCGCCCUCCUUCUCCCUUCGCACCGCCGCCAUUACGCCGUCGUUGCCGUCACCGUCGCAGUCGGCGUUGCCAUCGACUUCGGCUCCGGCUGCAGUCGUACGAGGAGCCGCGGCCGUGAGGGGGCACGAGCGACGCAGACAACGCCAACAACAACAAGAAGGCAUGCGCGAGCUUCAGAUGGAACAGGAGCGGAGGCGACAGGAACUGCUGCAGCUCGAGCCCUCAGCUGUGGUGGCACACUGUCGCCCGGUUUACGCCGUCGGCCCGCAGCCACAGCCACAGCCGCCACCGCCGCAGCCUUACGCGGAUCUGGCGCUUCUCGGCGCUUCGGCCGGCACGGUGACCUGGCCUCCGAUGCCGACCUCGGUGAUGAGAGGGCCGACGUCUACGACGCUGGAGGACGAGGCCGAGCGGUGGCUGAUGCAGGCCGAGCAGGACGCCACGGCCUACGCCGCACGCGGGCCGCCGCUGCCGAUACACCACCACCACCAGCAAAUCUACGCCCAGCAGCUGCGGCCGCCCAUGAUUGCCGCCGCCGAUCGGAUGAUGGGACUGAGCAUGCCCCUCGACAUCGGAACCGACGGUCGGACGCAGCAGCAGCCGCCACCGCAGAUGGCGGCCGCCGCGGCCAAUUCGUUCAUGCCGACAUCGCCCUCCUCAGCUGUCUUCUAUUCAUCUCUUGUUCCUCUUCAUCCUCCUCAUCCUCCAUCACCUUCAGCGCUCGUCCACAAGACAACCAGCAGGCGCGACAAUAAAUAA
Molecule: messenger RNA, 3195 nt
Organism: Acanthamoeba castellanii str. Neff
Lineage: Eukaryota; Discosea; Longamoebia; Acanthamoebidae
Exons: 11
Coding region: 1-3195 (1064 amino acids)
Molecular function (GO): protein binding
Source: RefSeq, a predicted model, not a curated record